AUGUAUAUAACAAAACUUGUAUUGCAAUGUUUUUACCUUAGACGAGUGAUACAUGGUGUGCAACCAACAAUUGAACUACGUGAUGGGAUCCUACUCAUAUUGGGAUUCGGCUUAUUCUCUGUUUUGAUUGCAAUAACUUUCCAUUGUAUCCGGAAAUACGUCUACGGGGAUGCGUCGAAUGUUGACACUUCGUUUGAUGCAGGAGGUAAAGUGUCUCUUGGCAUGACAGCCACAGUCAUCGUGUCUCAGAUGACAUGGGCGGCAACGCUGCUACAAUCUACAACAUUUGCUGUUAAGUUUGGUAUAAGUGGAGCAUUUUGGUAUGGAUCUGCUGCUACAAUACAACUAUUUACCCUCGCAAACCUUUCGAUUCAACUCAAAACAAAGGCUCCUGGCGCAAAAACAUUCCUUCAGGUAAUGCGUGCACGAUUUGGGGGACCCACGCACAUUGUGUUCUGCGUGUUUGCUGUUAUCACAAACAUUUUAAUAACCAUGAUGUUGUUACUUGGAGGCAGUGUGGUACUCACAAGUCUUAUAAGGGAUCUUUCUAUUGAAUUGACCUGUAUGAUUCUAGCAGCAGUUAUUGGCUCAUACACUUUAAUUGGCGGUUUGGGCGCAACAUUCUAUGUUUCUUUCUUCAACACUACCUUGGUCUUCGUUUUUCUUAUUGUGACAGUAACAGAAGUGUUUUUAAAGUCGCCAUCGGAAAUUGAGACUUUGAAUUUAGCAUACGGAAGCUCUGAUAUCAUCUACGACUACCUCCAGAAUACAACUGGACCAGAUGGCAACCUUGAAGGAAGUUACGUCACAAUAGUCUCAUCGGGUGGUUUAAUGUUUGGUGUUAUUAUUGUCAUAUUGGGAUUUAGUUCAGAACUCGGAGACCAGGCCUUUUGGCAGAGUAGUGUUGCAGCUAAACCUGGGCAUGGUAGCGUUUGGGGAUUUUUCGCCGCUGGUAUAACUUGGUUCUCGAUACCUUUUACGCUUGCAACAGCAAUUGGACUGGCGUAUAUAGCAAUUGAGGGCUCACAGGGAACACCAAUACUUUCAAACAAUGAACUAGAACAAGGAUUGGCGGUUCCAGUAGUUGCCCAAGCAAUUUUGGGGAAGACAGGGGAGUACCUGACAUUAAUAGCCAUCUUAAUGGCAAUAAUGUCAACAGGAUCAGGAGAGGUGGUUGCCGUUGCUUCAAUUAUUGUAUACGACAUAUACCAGCCAUAUAUCAACCCAUUUAGGAAGAAUCUUCAAGUCGAUGAGUGUAUUCUUUGUGGUAAACAAAAACCUGCCGAUGCCAAAAAUACCGGCCACGAUAUAGCCUUUACAGAUGGUAAGGAGGACACCAACGUAUGCACCUGUAUGCCAGUUGUUGAAUGCAUUGAAUGUGCAGACGACAAAGACAUGAGGUCAAACAAGAAAUCCGAAUUGGGAGUUAGAAAGCCAUAUCGAUGUAGAGUCCACGGUUUGUACAAACAGUACCAGGACGAACUACUCAACUUCAAGAGUUGGUGCAUCCUUUGGGUCACAUUGUUCAUGAUCCCUCUGGUUUUGUUUGCACACUGGGUGGGUUUGGUGCUUGGAUGGCUCUAUGCGUUCUCUGGGAUUAUCAUUGGAGGUGUUGUGUUCCCACUCGUGAUGAGUGUAUCCUGGAGUAAAGUAACUACAGCUGGAAUGUUAUCAGGUGUUCUUUCCGGUUGUCUUUGUGGCAUACCUGUGUGGCUAGGAAUCGCAUCGACUUACGAAGGUGGACUCGGCACAUUCAUUGCCAAUACUGGCCGAGAAGUACCAAUGUUAGUUGGCAAUUGCAUCUCGAUAGGUUUGAGUGGACUUGUUAGCGUUAUCGUCUCACUGUGCACACUUGACUGGAAGCGAUUCGAUGAGAAAAAGGAAUGGGAAAAGCUAAGAAAUAUCGAGAACCCUCUGCACCCCUGGUAUGUCAAAUAUGCUCGUGGUUUUGGAAUGAAAGGUGACUUAAAGUCAAAGUUUGUUCGUCCGACGCAGAAAAUGAUAAAAGAUCAUUUCAAGCCAUUGCGAAUUACAGCCAUCGUUGCCGGGGUAAUCUUAAGUAUUGGAUACGUCAUCAUUUGGCCUGCUGUUAUGGUGCCGUUUGAAGUUUUAACGAAGAGAGAAUUUCACCAUUGGACAAAUUUUUCAAUGGCAUAUGCUUUCAUAGCUGCCGCGUUCAUCAUAAUUCUACCGCUUGUUCAAGAAAUCUACUUGAUUGGUGGUAAGAUAAGAAAGAAUAGAAAGCCGAGGGAGAAAGGAGAAGAGAAGCAAAACGUAGGAAGGGUAAACAAAGGAUAUGUUGCAGACUCUAACACCUCCCUUUAGAACGGUUUUUAUCCUGAUAAAUAUAUCUAUCCCAGUAAAUAAUACAUAGCGGUUAUUAACUGGAAGGGAUUUGAUGUGGGCUUCAUUCCGAGAGGCAAUAUAAUCUAUAUAUAAUCAAAAUAUUAAAAGUGUAUCUCAUAAACACUUAUCCACAGUAAAAAUAUUACUUCCAGUAAGUAGUACGUUUUUCUGAAAUCUCUCUUAAGACGGCUAAAAAUUAAAGCUCAAAACUAGGACGUGUCACUUGGACCAUAAGGGGAUGUAAAUGUUUGUAACAACAAUGCGCCUUUUGAAAAAUAUUAUUUUAUAUAUCUAUAUCAUCUAGGAAAAUGUUCGUACAAACGAAAAAGUAUGUUUAAAGUGAACUCAGAUUGUUGACUCUACGAUAAUCUGUCUUGAGUGAAUGUGCCUUCUUCACCUUUCCUCGUCGACACGAAUUUUGAACCUGGUAGUUAUCACCAUUUAUGUUAACAAAAUAUGGAUGUCUAAUAUCCAAUACAACAGCAACUAUAAUGACACUAUUGACCAAAGGCUUGUUUGUUUAAUAAUGCUAGUUUUGUAAAUCUGGGAGACGAUAUAGGACAUACCACCCCAAAAUGCAAAAGUGAGCGGUCAUCGUCGACAUGGCGAUUUCAGUAUCGUAUAAUUAAAAAUGUCACAUAUAAGUGUUAAAAUAUGUUUGAAUUGCGCACCAUAUUUUAUCACAGUUCAAUAACAAAUCCCGAAAUAAGC
This is a messenger RNA of Owenia fusiformis, 3057 nucleotides long. NCBI's taxonomy places the organism in Eukaryota, Metazoa, Annelida, Polychaeta, Sabellida, Oweniidae. The record is from the annotation of a GenBank genome assembly.